GUCCUACAGUGGGGCUGGGGGCAGUGGGCAGCGGGACUGGGGGGCACAGCAUGGCAGGGCUGCGGUGGCACCGGUACCGGGGGCCGAGCUACCCCGGGGCAGAGGGGCUGGGGGGUCUGGGAGUGGGGGGCCGAGGGACUUUUUCAUCUCCUUUUCAUCCCCUUUUAAUCCAUUUUUGAUCCCGUUUUCCACCCAUUUUUCAUCCAUUUUCCAUCCCCCUUUUGGAUCCCCCCCGUUCCCACCCCGCGCCCCGGCCCCGCCCCCUCCGGUGGACCCCUUUAAGCCCCGCCCCUCAUUCUGAGCAGCCAAUCAGCGCGGGGUUUGCGCCGAAGCUCCGCCUCCUGCGCGCGGGGCGGGGCCACGGCGGCCGCGCACACGUGGGGAGUGAUUGCGCUUGCGCAGAGCGGGGCCGGUACCGGGAGCGACACCGGGAGCGGGACCGGGAGCACGAGGGGACACCGGGAGCGGGCGGGCCGGGGUCGCCAUGGCGGGCCGCGGCCGCGGCCGGGGCCGGGGGCAGAUGACGUUUAACGUGGAGGCCCUGGGCAUCGGCAAGGGGGACGCGCUGCCGCCGCCCACCCUGCAGCCAGCGCCGCUCUUCCCGGUUCUGGAGCGCCGCGCGGCGCCGCUGCCCGGGGGCGAGGAGGGCGAGUACAUGCUGGCCCUGAAGCAGGAGCUGCGCCGGGCCGUGAAGGGGCUCCCGUACUUCGUCAAACCGGGGGCGCCCCGCAGAGACAUCGAGCGCUACUCGGACAAGUACCAGCUCUCCAGCCCCGUGGACAACGCCAUCGACUGGAACCCAGACUGGCGGCGGCUCCCGCGGGAGCUGAAGAUCCGCGUGCGGCGGCCGCGCAAGGCCCGGACCCCCGGGCCUGUCCCCAAGCAGCAGGUGGCACUGGACAAGGAGGAGGCCAUGAAGAAGCUAGAGAGCCUGGAGAAGAAGGAGGAGGAGGUGACAUCCGAGGAGGAGGAGGAGAAGGAGGAGGAAGAAGAAGGAAAGGAGGAGGAGGAGGAGGAGUACGAUGAGGAGGAGCACGAGGAGGAGACCGACUACGUGCUGUCCUACUUCGACAACGGGGAGAGCUUCGGGCCCGACAGCGACGACAACGGCGACGAGGCCGUGUACUGACCCCAAAAGGGACAUUGAACCCCAAAAAAUGGGCACUGAUCCCAAAAAUGGACACCCCAAAAGGGGUACUGACCCCAAAAGGGGCAUGGAACCCCAAAAAAUGGGCACUGAUCCCAAAAAUGGACACCCCAAAAGGGGUACUGACCCCAAAAGGGGCAUGGAACCCCAAAAAAUGGGCACUGAUCCCAAAAAUGGACACCCCAAAAGGGGUACUGACCCCAAAAGGGGCAUUGAACCCAAGAUGGGCGCCCCAAAAUGGGUACUGACCCCAAAAAUGGGCACCCUG
Molecule: messenger RNA, 1415 nt
Organism: Melozone crissalis (California towhee)
Lineage: Eukaryota; Metazoa; Chordata; Aves; Passeriformes; Passerellidae
Gene: POLR3GL
Product: RNA polymerase III subunit GL
Exons: 8
Coding region: 485-1129 (214 amino acids)
Biological process (GO): transcription by RNA polymerase III
Cellular component (GO): RNA polymerase III complex
Source: RefSeq, a predicted model, not a curated record